This is a messenger RNA of Dimorphilus gyrociliatus, 2701 nucleotides long. Lineage: Eukaryota; Metazoa; Annelida; Polychaeta; Dinophilidae. The record is from the annotation of a GenBank genome assembly.
AAUGAUCGAAAAAUGUGAGAAUUUCGUACAAACAUUAAUCUGGAGAGGGAAUCGCAUUUUUGCUUGCGGUACGAACGCUGGUAAUCCAUUAUGCGCUUGGACAGCCGAUGAUAAUUUGUCGACGUUGCAAUUUAACUCUACUAAUGAGAAAGUAUCUAAAUUACUAUCGCCGUCCUCGACUAAUUAUAACACAACCAUCAUUAUCUCUGAUGACGGACAAUUCUACAGUGGAAUCUUUAUAGAACAAGAACAAGUAUUCGAUUUUAUAAGAUUAAAGUCAACUAUUAGUACUCAAACUCUUCAUGUUGUUCCUAAUAAUCAUAUGUGGCUAAACGAUCCGCAGUUUGUUUCUCUGUACGAAAAUGAGCAGUACGUUUACAUACUAUUUAGAGAGAGGAUUUAUCCGAACUGGAAAUGCGGUGGUUUUGUCUAUUCCAGAGUAGCGAGAGUUUGUAAGAACGAUGCGGGUGGAGCUUCAAGCUAUAGGCAUUUUUGGUCGAGUUUUGUAAAAGCUCGGCUAAAUUGUUCCCUAUCCGGAAGAGAUCCAUUCUAUUUUGAUUACCUUCAAGAUACGAUUUUAAUUAAGGAUGGACAUCGUACUAUAAUUUAUGGUAUUUUUACAACAGGACCAACGAGCGUACACGGUUCGGCGAUCUGCUCAUUCGAUCUGAAGGACAUUGAUGAAAUUUUCCAAGGACGUUAUUUAUACUUCGAUAACGCUGAUAAAAAAUGGUCUAGCGUAAAAAGUGACAGGGGAAUUUGCAAUAAGAAAAUAUCAACAAGAAAGACAAGAACGCAUAUUAUUGCCGAAACACUCGUUCCUCAUCAAAAUCAAUCUCCUUUAUUAUACGCAGAUAAUCAAAGAUGGACGAAAUUUGUAAUUGAUAUAGUUAAGUUUAAAAAUGACGUCUAUCAAAUAUUCUAUAUUGUUAACUUGGAGGGAAACGUAAAGCAAAUGAUAAAACUUGGCAACGAGACUUGUGUUCUCAAGGAAAGAAAUUUGAAGAAAUCAGUAAAGAAAUUACAAUUAUUUCACGAUGAUACAACGUAUUUGAUAGCUAUGACUAGUGAGAAGAUAGUCAAAAUUCCGGCUGAGAAUUGCAAUGCUUUUAAAAUUGAUAGCGAAUGCUUCUCGAGUCAAAAUCCAUAUUGUGUAUGGGAUGCAAUCUCCUUAAAAUGUAUUUAUAGACGACGAACGGAGGAUACAUUAGCAAACGAUAGGUUAUUUAGACCGUUGAUUAGCAGCUGUCCUACAAUUAAUCAAGAACCGAUAGCUAAAUGGUCAAAUUGGAGAACAUGUUCUAAUUAUGAUAGUGGACGCUGUCUAUGUAGAAACAUGUUGGAUAAGGUCCAAGUAGCUAAUUGUACAGUUGAUGGACGUUGGUCAAUAUGGAGUGAAUGGUCGGGUUGUUCAAAAUCUUGCGAACAAGGCCACAGAAGUAGAAAGAGAACAUGUUCGAAUCCAUCACCAAAGUUUGGUGGUACUUCUUGCUUCGGGUUAUCAGUUGAAAAGCAAGCUUGUCUGCAACGUUGUAAAACCAAAACUGAUAGGAAAAUGGAAAGAGCAAGUUGGCAUAAUUGGUCCGAAUGGGGCCGAUGUUCAAAACAAUGUAACGGAGGUUUUCAAAAAAGAUAUAGAAGAUGCUCGUCCAAUAGAUUACCUUGCAUUGGUGAUAGAACAGAAUGGAGAUCAUUUUCGGAAAAGAAUGGCAGAGUUGAAAGUCGAAGGGCAACUGACCAGUACGAAACUUGGUCGGAGUGGUCGUAUUGUACGGAGAGGUGUGGUGGCGGUGAACAGUUAAGACAUAGAAGAUGUAAAACAUCCGAUAAUCUUUGUCUCGGCCACGCUGUUGAGAAAAGGAUUUGCAAUAUCCACUCGUGCCAUCCGCAAUGGUCUUGUUGGUCAAGCUAUUCGGAUUGUACGAGAACAUGCGGCGAAGGCUAUAAAAUUCGUACGAGAUCGUGCCAAUUUGCCGAUGGUACACCAUCAUCCGAAUGCCAAGGUUCCGCUAUGACGAGAGAAUCUUGCGAAAUUUUUCCAUGUCAAGAUGGUUGGAACGAAUGGUCCCAUUGGUCAGACUGUAAUGAAAAUCAGCUAAAAUUUCGUAAGAGGAAUUGCGCAUUACCAUUUUCAUAUAGCUGUGACGGAAGUUCUAUAGAAGAGAAAAUGUGUUUUAGACCAACUAUUUCCGAACUAAAGCAGGAAGAAUUUAAAUUAAAGUCUUAUCAUUUGGCCAUAGUUGGACUAUUAUGUUUCCUAUUGGGAUUAGUUUCGGGUGCAAGUCUAAUUUGGUUGUAUAAAUUCUUAAAGAAUAAAUUUACUAAGAAUACAAUAAAAACUCCUAAGGAAGCUAUCUACCUUCAAAAGAAAAAGAAAACCGAGGACAAUCAUUACGAAUCAAUGGACAUACCCAAAAAACGAAGAUCUGAAAAUGGUUCAAUUCCUCCCGAAAGGGCUACUAAUACUCCACAAGUUAAAGUCUAUCCAAAAACGGAUUAUAGUUCCAGGUAUCAUACUUGGGGACCAAAGAAUCGACCUGGUUCUGGGAGACAUUCUAAUCGCGGGCCUAAUUUAAGUCGAAAGAGUUCAUUUAAUAGUUUAAAGAAAAGUCAGGGAAAAUUAAAUCCUAACGAAAAUUACGAUCGAUUGGAUUUUCUAACGCAAAAGUAUAAAUUUGAAGAUGGAACUAUGUUAUGUUAA